CUGAUGACAAGCAUAGAGAAGAAGACCUAGUUGUGGACGGUGCGGGCUGCAUGUAUUAUAUCCUUAAAUUUGUUUAUUUUCAUUUAUUUAUCUAUUUUUGGAAGGCGAAUUUACUCGGUUUAUCAAAUACCGCAAAGGGGAACAAUAUCAGCAGCCGGACGAGGUGAUAAGUGUUAUAAAGUGAAGCUACGUAAAGCAUCGGAUGUUAUCUGGUUAGCCGGUUGAAGGUUAUUAACGGGCCUUCUUGCUCUGCAGUGAUGACGUCGCUGGGUAGCAGCAGUUCCUCCACAACAGAGUAUGUUGUACGAGUUCCUAAAAACACCAGUAAGAAGUACAACAUAAUGGCUUUCAAUGCUGGUGAUAAAGUCAGUUGUUCCACAUGGACUCAGGCUCGUAUGGAGCGUGACAUGAGCAACAGGCGUAUAUAUGGUGAGGAGGAGACCCAGGAGGGGGCAGCAGGCAGUGAAUUUGGAAAGAAACAGAGAGAGGAAGCACGGAGGAAGAAGUAUGGUAUCGUUACAAAGGAGUUCAAGGUGGAGGACCAGCCCUGGAUCCUUAAAGUUAAUGGCAAGGCAGGAAGAAGAUUCAAGGGUCUGAAAAAAGGUGGAGUCACAGAGAAUGCUUCCUACUACAUCUUCACACAGUGUCCCGAUGGGGCCUUUGAGGCGUUUCCAGUGCACGCUUGGUACAACUUCACACCGCAGGCCAAACACCGCACGCUCACAGCAGAGGAGGCAGAAGAGGAAUGGGGAAGGAGAAACAAAGUGGUGAAUCACUUCAGUAUCAUGCUUCAACGACGCCUCCGAGAACAGGAGCGAGGAGAGGACGAUGAGGAGGAAAAGGAGAGAAGGGGGAAGAAAAAAAAGAAGAAGGGAGGCAGGGGAGGAGACCUGCGCAUACAUGACCUUGAGGAUGAUUUGGAAAUGAGCAGCGAUGAGAGCGACGGCAGCAAUGGAGACGAUGAUGAAGCCAAGUCAAAAGCUAAAAAGGACAAAGGCCCCAAAGGCAAGGGAAAGAAGAAGAAGAAAAAGGGCAGUGACCUGGAAGGGAUCGAGGAUAGUGAUGAUGGUGACUUUGAGGGGUUGGAGGUGGACUACAUGUCUGAUGAGAGCAGUUCUGAGGAAGAAGAGCCGGAGAAGACCAAACCCAACAAGGGAGAGGAUGUCCCUAAAGGGAUUGAUGAAAUGUCUGACAGCGAGGAAGAGAGUGAGGAAGAAAACAAGAAUGAAGAAGAAGGCAAGGAGGAAGAAGAGGAAGAGGAUGGAAAGAAGACACCAGUGCAGGGGGAAAAGAAGAAAAAGAAAGAUAAAGACAGCAGUGGCGAGUCCGACAGCUCUGAGGACAGCGAUAUUGAAGGAGAGGCAGCUUCAGCACUGUUCAUGGUGAAGAAGCGCACUCCUCCUAAACGAGGGGGUGGUCGUGGCUCAGCAGGUAGUUCAAGAACAGGAAGUCGGCCUGGCACACCUUCUAUUGACAAUGCUGCCACUUCCAACACUCUCCGUGCCGCUGCCAACAAACUGGAGCAAGGUAAGCGUCAGACAACUGUGCCUAGCUCAGAGACUCCAGCGGCCAAGAGGUUAAAGAUGGAGCCCAGCCCUCAGAGCUCUUCAGGGAAGAGCACACCCCAACCAGCAUCAGGAAAAUCCACUCCCAGCUCCAGUGAUGUGCAGCUGACAGAGGAUGCCGUGCGCAGGUAUCUCAUCAGGAAGCCCAUGACCACUAAAGACCUGCUGAAGAAGUUCCAGACUAAGCGCACAGGCCUUAGCAGCGAGCAAACGGUCAACGUGCUCGCCCAGAUCUUGAAGAGGCUCAACCCAGAGAGGAAGAACAUCAAUGACAAGAUGCACUUCUACCUCACCGAGUGAGCCCAGCUUAAGAGAGAGUGAAACCGAACCCUCGUCACCAGCAGCACCUCCUACAGCUCGUUUAGGUUAAGGCUUCCAACUUGAUCUGAUAUUUGUCGUUUUGCUUGCAACCUUUCACAAUAAACAGUAGUAUUAAAGUGCUGCAAACUGAGUUCCAGAUGAGAAUGCUGGAGGUCCGAAGAGUGAAAACACAUAGAAGACUGAGAAGCAAGAUGGAGUAGGAUUUUGUAUUUUGUAAUGUGCAUAGGAAAGAUGUGUUUGUAAAUCCCACAUCUAUGCCUGUUAAUGCCUGACAUUUUCAUACACUUCAACAUAUCAACAUAAUGAUUUUUUUUCAUGAAAACCUGCUGAAUUUUGAGAGAGGGUCUUUACACAGAGAAUACAAUCAUCAUAUUCUCUUGGUAAAGAAUUUGUUGUUUUUCUUUGUUUUUACUGGUUAAGGUAAAACUUUUGAAGGAAAUUUCUCCUUUGGUAGUCCAUUAAAUUUGUUCCAAAAUUAA
Molecule: messenger RNA, 2365 nt
Organism: Puntigrus tetrazona (Sumatra barb)
Lineage: Eukaryota; Metazoa; Chordata; Actinopteri; Cypriniformes; Cyprinidae
Product: general transcription factor IIF subunit 1-like
Biological process (GO): transcription initiation at RNA polymerase II promoter; positive regulation of transcription elongation by RNA polymerase II
Cellular component (GO): nucleus; transcription factor TFIIF complex
Molecular function (GO): DNA binding; TFIIF-class transcription factor complex binding; RNA polymerase II general transcription initiation factor activity
Source: RefSeq, a predicted model, not a curated record